AUGAUGAGUCUAAGAUUUAUUCAAAUUAUUUUUCUCGUUUGUUUGUUGCGAAGUCAUUUGGUUUUAAUCAACGAAGAACUGAAAGAUAUACAGAGACAAUUGAAUCGUCGUAGCGUACGAGUUGAAUUAAUUUCAAAUGAUCCGAGUCGUCUUGUUGAGGCGAAUCUUCAUAGAAUCCCAAUUGAUAAGGAAAACCAAGCUCAAAACGAUUUGAUUCGUGAAUUCGCUCUGCAUGUGCACCAUGAACCAUUCAUCGUUUCAGCAAAAGGAUAUUUUGAUAUUAACUUCGAUCUGAUGGAUUCAAUGUUUGCGGCUUCGACAACGUUCCUCAUAAUUUUGAUUCAAUUCGAGCAGAGUCGCAAAAGCGUGCAAAGUAUGCUAAACAAUGGUACAAUUGAAUCGUCAUCAAAAAGUUGUAUAUCGCUAACGUUGUAA
Sitodiplosis mosellana (orange wheat blossom midge) is the source of this 435-nucleotide messenger RNA. RefSeq names its product putative gustatory receptor 2a. The record is from RefSeq and is a predicted model, not a curated record. NCBI's taxonomy places the organism in Eukaryota, Metazoa, Arthropoda, Insecta, Diptera, Cecidomyiidae. Gene Ontology annotation, cellular component: membrane. Gene Ontology annotation, biological process: sensory perception of taste. The coding region runs from base 1 to 435 and encodes 144 amino acids. The transcript is spliced from 4 exons.